GAGCUGUCUCCAGUGUAACCCGCUUUAUUUAGUCUGUCGUGUUGUCUGGCCAGUGAGACAGCUCGCAGUCUGCGCGGAGGACAGAGGGAGGGUGGAAGGGUGAGCUGUCAGAAGGAGCAGUGGACAGGUCUGUCCAUUUUCCCUGUCUUCCUGCUGAGCCGUCUGUCCAUCACACUGAUAGAGCUGCCUGCAUUUUGUGGAUUUAUCUCAGUGUGAGUGACACCUGGGAAGGCAAGGGAGCCCUGAGUGGAUAGGCAGGAGUCUGCUUUCCCCCUCCGUCCCUCCUGUGUGUGUGGAUGACCUGUGCACCUCUAGUCUGUUCCUCAGCAACAUGCACAAGAUGAAGAACUUUAAGAGGCGUUUUUCUCUUUCUGUUCCUCGCACUGAGACCAUUGAGGAGAAUGAGUUCACCGAGCAGAUAAACCAGCUCAACAUACAGCACACUCAGGGCCUGACUCCAGACAGGCUGGGCCCUCCAUCUCAUGAUGCCAGUCCUUCAAGCCCUGAGCCAACAACACCGGGAGCUCAGUCUCCUUCCCACCUCCACUUCCACAGCAAGGCCCAGCACAGACGUUUCUCCAUGGAGGACGUCAGUAAGCGCAUGUCUCUGCCCAUGGACAUCCGCCUGCCCCCAGAGUUUCUUAAGAAACUGCAGCUGGAGAGUGAAAACUCACCGCUCUGCAAACCUCUCAGUCGCAUGUCUCGACGUGCUUCACUGUCUGAUAUAGGCUUUGGGAAAUUGGAGACAUAUGUGAAGCUCGGCAAACUGGGUGAGGGGACGUAUGCCACAGUGUUCAAAGGGCGAAGCAAACUAACGGAGAACCUGGUGGCAUUAAAGGAGAUUCGGCUGGAGCAUGAGGAGGGAGCACCUUGCACUGCUAUCAGAGAGGUUUCUCUGCUGAAGAACCUGAAACACGCCAACAUCGUCACGCUGCACGACAUCAUCCACACCGACCGCUGCCUCACUCUGGUGUUUGAGUAUCUAGACAGUGACCUUAAACAGUACCUGGACAACUGCGGGAAUCUCAUGAGCAUGCAUAAUGUCAAGAUCUUCAUGUUCCAGCUGCUGCGCGGUCUAUCCUACUGUCACAAGAGGAAAAUCCUUCACAGAGACCUAAAACCUCAGAACCUGCUCAUCAACGACAAGGGCGAGCUCAAACUGGCUGACUUUGGUCUGGCGAGGGCCAAGUCUGUCCCCACUAAGACCUACUCCAAUGAGGUGGUAACCCUAUGGUAUCGACCCCCUGAUGUGCUGCUGGGCUCAACAGAAUACUCCACACCCAUUGAUAUGUGGGGUGUGGGCUGUAUCUUGUAUGAGAUGGCAACAGGUCGUCCCAUGUUUCCUGGCGCCACAGUGAAAGAGGAGCUACACUUAAUUUUUAGGCUUCUGGGCACUGCAACAGAAGAGACUUGGCCUGGUAUCAGCAGUAAUGACGAGUUUCGCUCUUACCUCUUUCCUCAAUACAGACCUCAAGCUCUCAUCAACCAUGUGCCCAGGUUGGACACAGAGGGGAUCGACCUGCUGUCUGCUCUGCUGCUGUAUGACACCAGGAGCAGAAUCUCCUCCGAAGCCGCUCUACAUCAUCCCUACUUCCUGAGUCUGGGGGAUAACAUACACAAUUUGUCAGACACUGCUUCGGUGUUUUCCCUCAGGGAGGUGCAGCUCCAGAAGGACCCAGGCCAUCGCAGCUCAGUGUUUCAGCCUUUAAGUCGAGGAAAGAACCGCAGACAAAGCAUCUUCUAGAGGUCACAGAGGAGGAUCAGAGAGAGACAGAGAAGAGGAGCUGCCUUUUCAGACCACAGCUCAGCACACUCACAAGCAUGCUCACCUGUGUGCACACACCUGCAUGUACACGCAAACUCAUGUGCACACGCUCAUUUCUAAGGCAGCUGACCAUGGAGACACACAGGGUUCCUGGAUACAAACUUGUACUGCACUUGAAAUGACUGAGAUGAGAUAUAAUCUUCCUCCACACGCAUGCAGUACAUGCUUGCACACAUUUGCACAAUCAGCGACACUGAACAUGCUGCCAUUACUUAUAGCUGCACACACCAGAGAUUUGUAAGUAUCCUGCUGACAGCAUCAGGCAUUUCAAGCCAAGAUCUCAACCAUUAGGCUCCUAAGUAAAGCUGCUCUUCUAUAGUGUACACAUAUACGCAAACUUGUAUAAUUUCCAUUCAGAGCACACCCAGGGCUCUAGCCAUUUAAGGUAGCUACCAUAUGUGGAACCAUUAAAUAUAAUCACAGGAGUACAGACGUAAGGGGUGAGGUGUCAAUGGAGAUCGUAAAGUCUAAUGACGUCAACUUGUUUCCAAAUUUUGCUGAAUGUUUGUGCUACUAAAUUUUAAGCUUGUCUCUACACCAAAAUGUAGCUUAAAGGUACACUCUCUGAUUUUGUUGUGGCACCUCCGAAUUGUAAAAUGUCCUCCCAGCUCAAAAUUUAAGAAAUUCUGAGGUCAUAAAUUCUUCAAAUGCAGCCAUGGCAGCUCUUUAGAAAAAUAUGACCAGAAACCAAAGAAAAGGUUUCUUUUUUCUUUUUUUUCUCAAUAAACUGUUAAGUAGUGCUAUAUGUAUCCUCACCUUAAAGUCUAAAUGGUGAUUCAAAGGUUAUGCCAGGACAAAACUCAGUGGGAGAAAUGCUAAAUAUUCUAUUAUUUUGGGCACAUUUAAACACACAAUACCAGCUUAUAAAAUGCCAAAAGUUCCCUUAGGUUGCUGUAACCCUUCAAAUUCACAGAAGGAACAUGGUAAUGGUGGCUAGGGCCUUGAAUGCUGACAGGCACUUGCUAAAUAACAAAGAGUGUGAGCAUUUAAACAAUUUAUGUCUUUGUUAGCUAUAAAUGAGUUAACAGGCUACUUAAGCAGUAAAAUGUCAGCCCAGUCACCAAAAGAAAAUGUUGGCAUUGUAGGUUUCUGCAAGCCACUGAUAUGUUACAUUUAUACAUUUCAUUUGUAUCAUAUCAAUGUUUCGAGACCCCUGCCAAGCUGCAGACCACUGUUCGAGACCAACAAACAACAGAACCUGUUGUUUUUUAGCGACUCAUUGCUGUGUUUCCAGUGGCUUUUUAGCCACCAAAUGUGGUUGAUUUUUAGCAACCUGUCGCUGUGUUUCCAUUGGGGAUAGUGCCGCAUAAAGAUAAAGUGAUAUAUACAGGGAUAUAGCUGCAUAUCCAGCCAGGAUUGUGCCAACAAUACUUUUCCUAACUAUAACAAAGUGGUUUCUGUGUCUAAACCUAACCACACAUUAACCACAGUGUUGUUAAAACAUAGUUUUCAUUGUAUCCACUACAUAAUACAGACAAAUGGAACAUAUUUGUGGUUUGCAGAAACAUACAAUUCCAACAUGUAUUCUGGCAAUUGGGAUGGACAUUUUGGACAUCAUGAGGCUGCCAGCUCUUAAGAUGGAGGUUAUGAUGGUUAGUUUCCAGGAACGCUCUUGACAAAGGUCCAGUAGGAUCGAAACGUUAGUGUUACUUAUAAAUUAUGAAGCUGAGCAAGAGCAGUGUGCAGGAUUUUCUGUUCAAAGACUCAAGUGAUAUUUUCCAACGCACCUGCUACUGAGACAGUUGGAUGUGUGAAUAUCUCUCUUCAAACAAAUCACUAGCUACCAGGAUCUGCCAGCUAGCUAAGAAACUGACAUUAUUUAAACAAUUUAAAGGAUUUAUCCGUGAUGAAAUUAUUAGAUCCCUGUCAAAAGAGUCACCAAUAUAGCAGCUAGGUGUGUGCUAUGUCACCCUGCAGUCUUGAAGUUGUACAUACACAAGUAGUCUGAACACUGGAGAAGUAGCAACACACUGUUCAUUUGCAGUAAUUCUACUCACAUGAAGCAAACAUUGAAGGUACCAUCAAAUCUGACUCCAUCAUACAAAACUCUGUUGUAAAAUGAAUUCAUGUCGACAGGUUUGCCUUGCUACAGUGCCCCUGUGUUUCAACUCAGUGUGGGGUUUUGUUCCAAACAGUGUUAAGAGCUGACUUUCACUCCAGUUUUUGAAGUUGCCUUAGUAAAAUGUGCAUGAUAUUUUCGGCUUGUGAAGAAUCUAUAUUUGAUCUAGUGUAGCCAACGUGUUAGGAGGCAGUUGAUUUGUGUGUGUAAAUAACUCACCAUGAGUGUGUGUAUUCUUAGUCUCCUAUUUGCACAAACCAGAAGUGUCCUCUGAAGCCUGCUCCCUUCCCUUUGUUUCUUACCUUACAUGGCUCCAGAAUAUGACCCUAUAUUGUACCCAAACCCCUUAACCCUAGACUGGGAAAGUAUGUCCUACAAGUACUUUCUGGUAGCAAACUACUUUCAGUAGAACUCACCACUACCCCUUAUAUUUUGCACAGCUCUACUACACCUAUUGCCAGGAAGCAGCUUUCGGCUGUUGGACCAUAAUAGACAGUGUAUUACAGCACAUAGGCUACAGUAUAACUUAGAAAGCAUAGAAAGUAUCUGCAGAAGUGAAAUCUUACGUAUUUAUUGUCCUUCACAGUUCCCUUGUGACUGAGCCCAGAGGUUAUGCUUACUGUAUGCUACAGAAGAUAAAACAAUGUGCAGACACAAUAGUGAUGGGGGCUUGUGGCUAAACUGCUCUCUGUCUCUCCUUAAUCUGCCUUUACUCCCUCUCCAUCCCCAGUAUAUCUAUGAAUAUUCUCAGUCAUCCAGGUCAUAUGAUAUCCAGAAGUGGCUUUGAAGGCAUUUAGUCUUCCAUCUAAAAUGCUUCCUCAGUUCAGACUUGUGGGGAGUAAGUCUGGGGUAAGGUUGAAACAAACUGCUUCAAUUGUUAUGUUGUCUAACCACAUCUGAGGGCAAAAGCUAUUCUGAACAACCACACUCAAAAGUAGCGUGCAGUCAUAGGGAGAGAAAAGAUGCGAUAAUAGUUCCAAUGGGGAUAUCAGACGAAAGACUGUCCUCUGAUAUAUGUUUGAAGACAAAGAAGAAUUACAAAGUAGUUGUGUGAAGAAAAAGAGAGCAGUGAGAGAAGUUCAAAUCUUACGUAUUCUCUCAUGUCUGCACAUCCGGUCGAUUUAUGUGUGAAUCAUACAUGCUUCUCAGGUUGUUGGCUUUGGAGAGUUACAGACAAAUGCAACCCUGGUGUAGAUCUGAUCCGUCAAUUACUUUGUUUGAAGAAGUCCACAGCGCCCUCUAUAUUCCGAGUCAGAUAGCAAUGGCAAUGGUUGCCACACGGACAAUACUGAUAGCUGAACUACUCUCACGUGGCUGCCAUGUUGCCAAAUGGUCCACUUGGGAACCUAAAUCAUGGAUGUAUAAAGAGUAAGGGAUAGAGCAUUGGAGGCAGGGCUCACUUCAUUCCGAUGAAGGUUGCUCAGUGGCGUAUGAAGCCAAAAAGGUUCAACUGCUGCAUAUAAAAUUAUCCAGAUGAUCAGCACUGAUUCCACUGUGUGCAGUCUAAAGAGCAGCCAUGCCUGCAAAGUCAGCUACUUCCAGGUUAGGGAUCAGCUAACUUGAAUAAAGAUAAAGUGAUUUAAUCAUGGGUUUCCUCUAGACCUUCCAAAUGUUAUUGUACCAAUCAAACAACUCAUUUUGUGGGGGUGUGAUGCUCAAGAAAAUGUAUAUAGUCAUCUCCUUUGCCAUUUAAAUCAAUGUAAAAAAAGUCUUAUGGGCCACAUAGCAGCGUCAGACGACAGAUGUAAUUACAUUUUUUGGCCACUAGGAUAAUUUACUUCAGAGCUCUGCCAACUUCCUGGGGACCUGAAUUAAAGCCCAGUUCAAACAACAUUCCAAGAGUAUCUAGUGUCAGUAUUGUGACAUAUUUCAGGAUAGGCAGGUGGAAUAUAAUGUUGGAAGGAAUUUGCCUUGAUGGUUGAAAAGUGGGCGUGUCAUAACAGUGACGCUGCAACGGUGUACUGCCGAUUUUAUAGCAGUAUCCAUCGGGGGGAGAGAAACGAAGUCCAUCGUUUGCUCGGUGUAAUGUUCUUUGCUGAAGCAGUCCACUCUAAAAUGCCUUGCACUUAAUCUAAAGCUGUCACAGAUACCACCUCCCUCAGAGUGAAUAAAUGCUAGAGCAGCGGCCCCAUGACCAUUUUUGGGGAAACUUUAUUUGUGAAAAAAUGACACACUGAUGUACCACGUUUUUGCUAGCUAACGUAAUCUUGCAGAUUGUUGAUGAGUGGAUGUCAUGAUAUAAUUGGUUGGUACUAGAUAACAUAAGCACAUUUUUACAGAAAGAAAACAUGGUUGGAUUUUGAUAAGAUUAGGAAGACUCUGACCCCAGCAGAGGUUCAAUGUGUGGCACUCCCAACAAGUUUGUCAGAACUGAGGAAGUCUUUCAGAUAAGAGCUAAAAUAUCUUUGCGUGUCUACAGUUGCCUUUGGUUUUGCACCCUAGACAAUUGAAUCCAAUCCACAGAAUUGAGCAGAUGAACGAUACAUUUAUAUUGUUAAGGAAGACAGAGGUAGAGAAGCUAAUCAGUAACCAGAGAGUUGUUGAUUUGACCCUCAAAAGCAGAGUGCGUCCAAAUUGCUCGUAAGCCAGGCAGUGAACCCCCAAAGCCCUCCAUUGCAGUUGAGAGUUUGUGUUUGAGUGAAGUGACGAAUGUCCGUGAAAGUUAAAUGGCCCCUGAAAGAUUUUUCUACCUCUCAAAGUGAAUGACGCUGAUGGAAGAAUUGUGUUGUGACCAUUUAACCCUUUUCACCUGUCACUGAGUACAAGCAAAGGUAAAGGCAGUGAGGAGAGAAAUAUAGGGUGAACCUGCUGGGACUUCAGAGGGAUGUAUAGCUGUGGAUGUUAUUCUUCCAUCCUUCCCCUUCUUUCCCUCAGUGGCAGAAGUAUUACUGUGCAUUUAGUUGUGGUAAAUGAAGCUAUUUUAAAUACUGUAAUGACAAAAGAAAUAAUAUAUAUGUAUUUUAACAGAUGUUUUCAUCUUUCUCAGUGAGUUUUAUGCCGUUAAAAAAAUAGAAUACUGUAUUUAAAAUAAAAUAAAGAAAAAAAACCCACAGAUGUCUAAAUGUUUUAUAAAAGAUAAGUUUAGCUUUUGUAUGAGAUGUGAUAUUUUGUGUGAUUUGUCUACACUGUUAUGAAAUGAGAAAUUGAAUGUACUGUGACUGCCAACAGGCAUAAAAUUGAUUGAAUAACUGAUUAAUUAAUGAAUAAAUAAACUAUUGAA
Epinephelus moara (kelp grouper) is the source of this 7104-nucleotide messenger RNA. It is a transcript of the gene cdk18, whose product is annotated as cyclin dependent kinase 18. Gene Ontology annotation, cellular component: nucleus; cytoplasm. The transcript is spliced from 16 exons. Lineage: Eukaryota; Metazoa; Chordata; Actinopteri; Perciformes; Serranidae. The record is from RefSeq and is a predicted model, not a curated record. Gene Ontology annotation, biological process: protein phosphorylation. Gene Ontology annotation, molecular function: ATP binding; protein kinase activity. The coding region runs from base 332 to 1744 and encodes 470 amino acids.